ACUUAAAAGUAAUUUCAUCAUAGUAGAUUCACUCCUUAUCGCAGCGUCAUGACUGGCAGAGGGAGAACAUGCAAGGCUGCGACUCCUAAAACCGGUUGUGCCAAGGGCAAAACCACAACUGGAGAAUAUCCAGAGAACGGCUUAACAAAAGAGAAGCACAAUGCUACAACCACGGAACAGAAACCAAAGGGAAGGAGCCAGAAAACACCAAGCUGCACGAAGGAGAAGUCAUCGGAGCGGAGCAGUGUAAAGACAAAGAUCUUCACAGAGGAGAUGAACAAGCCACCGACAGACAACACCACGGCUCCUUCACGAGGUGCAGGAGCCAGAACCGGUGCUGGCAAAUCUAAAGGGAAAUCUGAGGUGGAGCAAACAAAACCACAGCCGGAGACAACAAAGGCCACAAGACAAGACUCUGCAACGGCCACAAAACCAAAGAAACGUCCCGGCACAGCCAAAUCAGAGGAGAAGACAAAGACCACACCGCCGGAGGACACCACCAAGACUUCUAUUAAGUCCCCAAAACCAAAGAAAUGUCCCGGCACAGCCAAAUCAGAAGAGAAGACAAAGACCACACCGCCGGAGGACACCACCAAGACUUCUAUUAAGUCCCCAAAACCAAAGAAAUGUCCCAGCACAGCCAAAUCAGAGGAGAAGACAAAGACCACACCGCCGGAGGACACCACCAAGACUUCUAUAAAGUCCCCAAAACCAAAAGCCUGUGCUACAGUGGACUCUCUUCUCUCCACAACUCUGGGGAAAUUGAAGAUUAAGAAGAUAGACAAAUCAAACACAGCAAAAGUCGUCAAUAAAUUGAUAGAACAGAUAAUCAAGCAUUUAAAGGAGAAGACCAACUGCUUCACAACAGCAGAGCCACUGCGCACUGGAAGCUACUAUGAGAAUUUAAAAAUUUCUAAACCUGAUGAAUUUGACGUGAUGCUGUCCAUCGAUGUUGACCGGGUGCUCCUGAAAGCGUUUGGAGAUAACGGAGCCUUCUACAGUGUGGCUUUAAAACGUGACAAAAACCCGCUGAAGAAAUUUCAGGACGGGGACAUUUUAUCUGCCAGUAAGAUGUUGACAGAGUUCAGGGACGAGGUGAAGAAGUGCGUCAAAGAUUUUCCAGAAUGGGAGGUGACAAGAAAGAGACCUGGCUGUCCUGCAGUGACCCUGACGACUGCAGUUCAGUCUGUGAUCGUCUCCCUGGAUGUUGUUCUCAGCAUUAAGGUCAAAACAAGCUGGCCAGCUUUUACCCAGCAGGGCUUUCAAAUCGAUAAAUGGCUGGGGACUAAAGGGAAGCAGGACUACAAGAGACAGCCAUAUUAUCUUGUCCCAAAAUACGAAGGCAAGGGAGCAGUCGAGCAUGACGGCAUUUCAGCUAAAGAUGCUUGGCGGCUUUCAUUCUCUCAUGUUGAGAAGGACAUUCUGUUGAAGCACGGCUCGGAGAAGACGUGCUGUGAAAGAGAAGGCCAACGCUGCUGCAGGAAGGACUGUUUAAAGCUCCUGAAGCACCUUCUCAGUCUGCUGAAAGAAAAAGAAGCUUCAUUUGAGAAGUUCUACUCCUACCAGGCCAAGACCACCCUGCUCCACGCCUGCAGCUCUAGAGUGAAAGACAGUGACUGGAGCGCCUCCAGUCGGAGCCGCUGCUUUCUGCAGCUGCUGGAGGACUUUAUAGGACAUCUGGAGAAAUGUGUUCUCCCCAACUUCUUCAUCCCAGAUCAGAACCUCCUCUUCGGCAUUGACAAGAAGAAGUGCCUCCACCUGGCUCGCUGUAUCGAGGAGCAACGUGACAACGACUUUCCUAUUUUCAGUUGUUGGCUUCAGAACAAUGAGGAGUAGCUUGACUAGAGACUUUAUCUGAACCUUACAUUGACAUUUAUGUUGCAAAAGGUGCCAUAAAAAUAAAGAUUAUAUUAUUACUA
Pleuronectes platessa (European plaice) is the source of this 1919-nucleotide messenger RNA. It is a transcript of the gene cgasa, whose product is annotated as cyclic GMP-AMP synthase a. Gene Ontology annotation, molecular function: double-stranded DNA binding; 2',3'-cyclic GMP-AMP synthase activity; chromatin binding. NCBI's taxonomy places the organism in Eukaryota, Metazoa, Chordata, Actinopteri, Pleuronectiformes, Pleuronectidae. The transcript has 5 exons. The coding region runs from base 49 to 1836 and encodes 595 amino acids. Gene Ontology annotation, cellular component: nucleus; cytosol; site of double-strand break. The record is from RefSeq and is a predicted model, not a curated record. Gene Ontology annotation, biological process: activation of innate immune response; positive regulation of defense response to virus by host; positive regulation of type I interferon production.